GCAAACAUUAUAAUAAACGAAUUCUCAGGUGAGAAGUUAAGAAAAUUGCUCACAAAGUGAUGGUUCUUAUAAACUUAUUUACGUUACUUCUUUGUUAUAUCUUUACUGAUUCAGUGUCUUCGGCGGAACAACCAAAUGUGAUAGUUAUUGUAGCUGAUGACCUCGGAUGGAAUGACGUUGGUUUUCAUGGAAGUGAUCAGAUCCCUACACCAAACAUUGAUGCAUUAGCUUAUAAUGGAAUUAUUUUGAAUAGUCAUUAUGUUCAUUCUACUAGUACGCCAACAAGAACAGCACUUCUAACAGGAAAAUAUCCUAUGCGUUUAGGUUUACAAGGAACUUCUUUUUUGCCUGCUGAUAAAAGAUCUUUACCUGACGGAAAGUUGUUACCUGAAUAUUUCAAGGAAUUAGGGUACUCGACUUAUCUGGUCGGAAAAUGGCACUUGGGGUAUUCGAAAUGGAAUGAUACCCCACAAUUCAGAGGAUUUGAUCAUCAUUUUGGAUUCUAUAAUAGCUAUACCAGUUACUACGACUAUUUAACAACUUGGAAAUUUGGCGAUAAAGAAUACACUGGAUUUGAUUUGCGGAACGAUGGAAAAUUAGCAUACGAAGAAAGUGGCAAAUAUGCUACGGACCUCUUUACGGAUUUUACAGUCAAAACUAUCACGGAACAAGACAGUACUAAGCCGUUUUUUAUUAUGUUGUCCCAUUUAGCAGUUCAUGCUGGUAACGAUGGGAAACUUUUAGAAGCUCCUCAAGAAACUAUUAAUAAGUUCACUUAUAUUGUUGAUUCAAAUAGGAGAACUUACGCAGCGAUGGUCUCAAAACUGGACGACAGUAUUGGAGCAAUAGUUGAAGCUUUAGAUAACAAAAAGAUGUUAACAAAUACUGUCAUAGUAUUCAUUAGUGACAAUGGGGCUCCUACAGUUGCACCACAAUUUAGAAAUUGGGGAAGUAACGCUCCUCUAAGAGGCGUGAAAAAUACUUUAUUCGAAGGUGGGAUCCGGAGUGUUGGAUUUAUUUAUAGUCCCCUAUUGGUACAAUCGGCAAGGGUAUCUACUGAUUUAAUACAUGUUACCGAUUGGCUUCCCACUUUGUUUUCGGCGGCUGGAGGAGACAUUGGUAUUUUGGAUCCAGAACUUGAUGGAAUUGAUCAAUGGUCUAGUUUGGUUUAUGAUCUGCCAUCUCCACGAAACGACAUUCUGUUGAAUAUUGAUGAAAAGACGAGAAAUGCUGCGCUUAGAUUUUAUAAUUGGAAACUAGUAGUAGGUGGCAUUCAAAAUGAAACAUUGGGUGCGUACUAUGGAGUAGAUGUACUGGUUAAUACCGAAGAGCAAAUCUAUAACUUAGAAGCAGUAAUAAACAGUCCUGCAGGAAUAAUUGCUAAUAAAAUAAACUAUAGUCCAUUGAGUCCCGAAGAAUACGAAAAUCUCAGAUCGGCAGCUACAAUAACUUGCAAGUCGAAAAAGAAUCCAUGUGAUCCUGUAGGUGGAUCAUAUUGCUUAUAUGACAUUCCAAGUGACCCUUGCGAGGAAAAUGAUUUGGCUAAAUUUUUCCCAAGUGUAGUAAGACAGAUGAAACGAGCACUAGUUAAUUAUAGAACUAGUCUGAUAAGUCAACUUGAAGAAGAAACAGAUAUAGAUAAUGCAGAUCCAAAAUUGUUCAAAUAUACUUGGAAUCCAUGGUCAGAAUGUACAAAACCUGACUGUCAGUCACCACUUGAUAAUUCUAAAUAAUAAUUAUGCCAUAUAAGGUUACUACUAGUAUUUUUUUGUAAGAAAAAAAUGUCAGUUAUUUAGUAUUAGAAUAAUAAAAAAAUGCAUAUGUAAAAAA
Diorhabda carinulata is the source of this 1830-nucleotide messenger RNA. RefSeq names its product arylsulfatase J-like. The record is from RefSeq and is a predicted model, not a curated record. NCBI's taxonomy places the organism in Eukaryota, Metazoa, Arthropoda, Insecta, Coleoptera, Chrysomelidae. Bases 60 to 1733 code for a protein of 557 amino acids. The transcript has 9 exons.